AUGGCUCCCCUCGCGCUGCUCCUACUUCCCGCCUUGCUCUCCCGCCUCCCCUGCCACGCCGCGGGCAUCCAUGAACGGGCCGCCGUGCCUCGCGGCGUCUCCCGCUUGGUGGCCCGCAUGGACGGCGACGUCAUCAUCGGCGCCCUGUUCUCCGUGCACCACCAGCCGUCGGCGGAGAAGGUGGCCGAGCGCAAGUGCGGGGACAUCCGCGAGCAGUACGGCAUCCAGCGCGUGGAGGCCAUGUUCCACACCCUGGACCGCAUCAACGCCGACCACCAUCUCCUGCCCAACAUCAGCCUUGGCUGCGAGAUCCGGGACUCUUGCUGGCACUCCUCCGUGGCUCUGGAGCAGAGCAUCGAGUUCAUCCGAGACUCGCUCAUCUCCAUCCGGGACGACAAGGACGGCUCCAAGUGGUGCGUAGACGGCCAGUCCCACUCUAGUCAACCGCCGCCCACCAAGAAGCCCAUCGCCGGUGUGAUCGGACCGGGGUCCAGCUCAGUGGCCAUCCAGGUCCAGAACCUGCUACAGCUCUUCAACAUCCCACAGAUCGCUUACUCGGCGACCAGCAUCGAUCUGAGCGACAAGACACUGUUCAAGUACUUCUUGAGGGUGGUGCCCUCCGACACCUUGCAGGCUCGAGCCAUGCUGGACAUCGUGCAGCGCUACAACUGGACUUAUGUUUCUGCUGUACACACUGAAGGGAACUACGGCGAGAGCGGCAUGGAGGCCUUCAAGGAGCUGGCAUCCCAGGAGGGCCUGUGCAUCGCCCACUCGGACAAAAUCUACAGCAACGCUGGCGAGAAGCAGUUCGACCGCCUCUUGAGGAAACUGCGCGAGCGUCUACCCAAAGCGCGUGUGGUGGUUUGCUUCUGCGAGGGCAUGACCGUACGCGGCCUCCUCAUGGCCAUGCGACGCCUGGGGGUGUACGACGAGUUCCUCCUGAUCGGCAGCGAUGGGUGGGCUGACCGCGACGAGGUGGUGGAGGGUUACGAACAAGAAGCCAAGGGAGGCAUCACCAUGAAGCUGCAGUCCGCAGUGGUCAAGACUUUUGAUGACUACUACCUGAAGCUGCGACUUGACACCAACACCAGGAACCCUUGGUUCGCAGAGUUCUGGCAGUAUCGCUUCCAGUGUCGUCUGCCUGGCCAUCCCCAGGAGAACAAGAACUACAAAAAAGUCUGCUCUGGAAACGAGAGCCUUCAGGAAAACUACGUUCAGGACAGCAAAAUGGGCUUCGUCAUUAACGCCAUAUACGCCAUGGCGCACGGCCUUCACGACAUGCACAGGGAGCUGUGCCCGGGCCAAACGGGGCUGUGCGAGGCCAUGGACCCCAUCGACGGCAGCAAGCUUCUCGACUACUUGCUUAAGACGUCCUUCAGGGGAGUCUCCGGGGAGGACAUCUACUUUGACCAAAAUGGAGAUACCCCUGGAAGGUACGACAUUAUGAAUCUGCAGAACGUGGAGGACGGCCGCUACGACUACAUCAACGUGGGCUCCUGGCACGAGGGCGUUCUGAGCAUUGACGACAACAAACUGUGGAUGAACAGCAGUGACAUGGUGCGCUCGGUUUGCAGUGACCCAUGUUCCAAAGGACAGAUCAAGGUGAUCAGGAAGGGUGAGGUGAGCUGCUGCUGGAUCUGCACCACGUGUAAGGAAAAUGAAAUAGUCCUGGAUGAGUUCACUUGCAAAGCUUGUGAACUGGGAUGGUGGCCUGCUGAUGACUUAGCAGGUUGCCAGCCACUGCCACUGAAGUAUCUGGACUGGGCCGAUGUUGAAUCCAUGGUGGCAGUGGCGUUCUCCUGCGUGGGAAUCCUCAUCACUUCCUUUGUGACGUUCGUCUUCAUCCAGUACCGCGACACUCCCGUGGUCAAAUCCUCCAGCCGAGAGCUUUGCUACAUUAUCCUGGCGGGCAUCUUCCUAGGCUACAUCUGCCCGUUCACUCUGAUCGCCCGGCCUACCGUUCCCUCCUGCUACCUGCAGCGCCUCCUGGUAGGCCUGUCGUCGGCCAUGUGCUACUCGGCGCUAGUGACCAAGACAAACCGCAUUGCUCGCAUCUUGGCGGGCAGCAAGAAGAAGAUCUGCACGCGCAAGCCACGUUUCAUGAGUGCUUGGGCGCAGGUUAUCAUCGCUUUCAUGCUGAUUAGCGUCCAACUCACGCUGGAGGUCACCCUCAUUAUCCUGGAGCCGCCCGAACCCGUCAAGUCGUACCCAAGCAUUCGCGAGGUCUACCUCAUCUGCAACACCAGCAACCUUGGCAUGGUGGCACCGCUGGGCUACAACGGCCUGCUCAUCAUGAGCUGCACUUACUACGCCUUCAAGACGCGCAACGUCCCGGCCAAUUUCAACGAGGCCAAAUACAUCGCCUUCACCAUGUACACUACUUGCAUCAUCUGGCUGGCGUUUGUGCCCAUCUAUUUCGGCUCCAACUACAAAAUCAUCACCACCUCCUUCUCCGUCAGCCUUAGCGUCACCGUGGCGCUGGGCUGCAUGUUCACGCCCAAGAUGUACAUUAUCAUCGCCAAGCCCGAAAGGAACGUACGAAGCGCCUUCACCACAUCCGACGUGGUGCGAAUGCACGUCGGGGACGGCAAGUCGGCUGCGGCGUGCGGCACCAACAGCUUCCUCAACAUGUUCCGCAGGAAGAAGCCCGCAGCUGGCAACGCCAAUUCUAACGGCAAGUCUGUGUCAUGGUCUGAAUCAGGUGCAAGACACCCUCCGAGCGGGGGCAAUGUGUGGCACAGACUGUCUGUGCAUGUGAGGAAACAGGAAGCCGGCCUGAAUCAGACGGCAGUCAUCAGACCCCUAACUAACACGCCCGACCCCCACAGUUGUCAGCCCCCUGCCGCCACCGCUGCCCGCGACCUUGGCACAGACCCUCGCCCGCCCCCGCAAGAGCCGCCACCCUCUGCCCCGCCUGCUCCGUACACAGGCCCCCUGGUGGAAACUCACCGCUCGCACGCCCCGGCCCCUUCUCCUGGAGAGCCGUUGAUCUUUACAGAGCUCCCUUUGGGGACACCGCUCGAGGAGGGGGUGUCUCCGGAUGACCAGUUGGAACUUUUGCAUGAUUACAUGUAUGAUGCCAAGGAGGUGGAAGCGGAGGGGCAGAAGCUGGUCCUGGAGGACACCCCGGCUUUGUCCCCACCGUCCCCCUUCAGAGACUCGGUGUGUUCGGAGGAGUCCGCCCCGGGGUCCCCCACCAUGGAGUCCAUACUGGGGGGUCCCCACUACACCGCUCAAGCUCUCCGAGACUUUGCACACAGCUCCUCGACACUGUGA
This is a messenger RNA of Nerophis lumbriciformis (worm pipefish), 3276 nucleotides long. The record is from RefSeq and is a predicted model, not a curated record. Lineage: Eukaryota; Metazoa; Chordata; Actinopteri; Syngnathiformes; Syngnathidae.